Messenger RNA from Guyanagaster necrorhizus, 966 nucleotides. RefSeq lists its product as uncharacterized. Gene Ontology annotation, biological process: protein quality control for misfolded or incompletely synthesized proteins. The transcript has 8 exons. NCBI's taxonomy places the organism in Eukaryota, Fungi, Basidiomycota, Agaricomycetes, Agaricales, Physalacriaceae. The record is from RefSeq and is a predicted model, not a curated record. Bases 53 to 787 code for a protein of 244 amino acids. Gene Ontology annotation, cellular component: endopeptidase Clp complex. Gene Ontology annotation, molecular function: serine-type endopeptidase activity; ATPase binding; ATP-dependent peptidase activity.
GCAGUGAAUUUUGCCAACAACUUCUACCUCGACGUCGUGCUCAACGUCCACCAUGUUUCGUCCUGGCUUCUCUUGUCUAAGUCGAAGUCUUUCACCAAUUCGCACUGCCCGUUAUUUUCAUCCGUUAGCUGGCCAAUGGACUGGAGAGUCGCCUUCCUCUAACCUCGUUCCCAUUGUCAUCGAGCAGACGGGGAGAGGUGAACGCUCGUACGAUAUCUUUUCGCGCUUGCUACGGGAGAGGGUCAUCAUGCUUUAUGGUCCGAUAAGAGAUACAGAUUCUACGUUGACUGUCGCCCAGCUUCUCUUCUUGGAAGCAGAGGACACUUCGAAACCUAUACACCUCUACAUUAAUUCUCCAGGUGGUAGUGUUACUGCAGGAUUAGCAAUAUAUGACACAAUGCAGUACGUUUCUUCGCCAAUACACACGUACUGCAUUGGACAAGCAGCCAGCAUGGGCUCUCUUUUGCUCUCUGCGGGGGAAAAGGGAAAACGGCAUUGCUUACCGAAUGCCAGCAUCAUGAUCCAUCAGCCUUCCGGUGGCGCCUCUGGCCAAGCAUCUGACAUAGCUAUCCAUGCUAAGGAGAUCCUACGAAUACGUCAAGUUUUGACUGGGAUUUACCAGAAACAUUGUGCGAAGCCGGGGGAAUCAGUGGCCAAGGGCCUCGCUCGCUUCGAACAUGCGCUUGAACGCGACAACUUCAUGACAGCUAAGGAAGCUUUAGACUUUGGGAUUGUAGAUGCAAUACUGGAGAAGAGUCCUAAAUCCGAGGGUGAUAGCCAAUCAUGAAAACUGUAUUCUCCGUUGGACAGUCCAUACUACUCAAUGUUGUCUUGACUGUGCAGGACUCGGAACCGAAUGUUGACGAAUGUUGGAUUAUCAGAUAGCACAUUGCUGAGAGCGCAUCCUCUUCUUCCAGGAACGUCGCUCCCAGGGACCUAUACUGAGUACCAUUGAUUUUCAGACUC